AUGAUGUGUUUAACGUGUCCUCCCUCCAUCCCAGCAGCUAGAGACCCUGACCCGCCGUCCAGCUCAGAGCCGAGGACCAGAGCGGACUUCCUCCAGUACUACAACGACCUCUCUCUGGACCUGAACACCGCCAACUCCUAUCUGUGCAUCACCGACGGCCGGCGAGGCGUGACGACGCGCUCCGAGCCGCAGCCCUACCCGGACCACCCGGACCGCUUCACCAGCUGGGCUCAGGUGCUGUGCAGGGCCGGCAUGGCGGGUCGCUGCUACUGGGAGGUGGAGUGGACCGGGAACGGAGGCGUCUCCAUCGGCGUCUGCUACAAGAGCAUGAGCAGGACCGGAGGAGGCAGCGACUGCAAGCUGGGUCACAACGCCCGGUCCUGGAGUCUGGACUGCUCCCCCACCGCCUGCUCCUUUCAGCACAAUAAAGAGAGCGUGGCCGUCGGCGCCGCCUGCAGCAGCAGAGUCGGGGUGUAUCUGGACUUCAGAGGGGGAACGCUGUGCUUCUACAGCGUCUCUGACUCCAUGGUGCUGCUGCAUAAAGCCAAGACUACGUUUGCCCAGCCGCUGUACCCGGGGUUCUGGGUGGGGCUGGGCUCCACCCUCAAGCUGUGCUCACUGUAAACGGACCGUAAACGUUAAGA
Stegastes partitus (bicolor damselfish) is the source of this 644-nucleotide messenger RNA. RefSeq names its product tripartite motif-containing protein 16-like. The record is from RefSeq and is a predicted model, not a curated record. Bases 1 to 624 code for a protein of 207 amino acids. NCBI's taxonomy places the organism in Eukaryota, Metazoa, Chordata, Actinopteri, Pomacentridae. Gene Ontology annotation, molecular function: protein binding. The transcript has 2 exons.